GCAAGGUCAGUCGAUUGCUCAAGGACGGUUCCACUAGUCUAAUCAUCGUUUUAGUUUACGUUGGUAUUCAACUCAAUGGUCCUUGAUGCCAGGACAGAGGAAAACAAAGUUGACUUUGAUGUGCCGGGCAUAAUAUAUCUCUCAACUAUACCAAAUGGGAUGAAUGUUAGCAUGGUUUCCGACAUUAUGCAACAGUUUGGUAAAAUUGGCAGAGUUUACUUGGUACCGAAAAAGAAGAAAGUGGGGAAAUACCGUCAGUAUGAAGAAGGCUGGGUUGAGUUUCUGAACAAGAAAAUGGCUAAGCGUGUCGCUAAGCGACUAAACUGUACAGAAGUUCUUGGGUCGAAGCGUAAUCCGUGGUUUGGUGAACUAUGGAACAUUAGGUUUUUGAAGGAUACUUCAUGGAACGACCUUUUUGGCGCUGAACGUGAAGAAGAAGAAGAAAGACGUACAGCUCAUGAUCGUGAUAUAGUGAUUGCGAAACAUCAGUCUCAUCAAUUUUCUGCAGCUCUAGAUGCAAAAAAACUAGAAAAACGGAUGAAGCAAGUUAAGGGAAAAAGAUUUAAUGAAAGAAAAGCAAUUCGAUUAAAUCGACGUCAAAAACUUACAGAAGACGAAAUAAAAGAAAAACUUGCUCAUUCUAGUCGUACACCACCUGAAGGAUGUCUUGGUUUUUCAGCUGUUUCAAAUCCCGAGUUUAUGGGUAGUCUUUUUUCUGGUGGUUUGUAACUCUUGUUACUGGAUUAUUUCUUGUACAUAAAAUUCUUGUGUAGAGUGUAAAUAAAUAUAUUUGAAUGAAAA
Schistosoma turkestanicum is the source of this 801-nucleotide messenger RNA. NCBI's taxonomy places the organism in Eukaryota, Metazoa, Platyhelminthes, Trematoda, Strigeidida, Schistosomatidae. The record is from the annotation of a GenBank genome assembly.